Heterostelium album PN500 is the source of this 1620-nucleotide messenger RNA. RefSeq names its product HAD family hydrolase (gene ctdspl2). The record is from RefSeq and is a predicted model, not a curated record. The transcript is spliced from 5 exons. NCBI's taxonomy places the organism in Eukaryota, Evosea, Eumycetozoa, Acytosteliales, Acytosteliaceae. The coding region runs from base 1 to 1620 and encodes 539 amino acids. Gene Ontology annotation, molecular function: phosphoprotein phosphatase activity.
AUGUCAUCUGGAGUAAGAACAAGAGUAGAAAUACUUCAUGAUUUAACAAACUUUGUAGAUUCUGAAUACUAUAAAAUUCAUAACGAUUCAUUGGCUUUCACAUUAACAAACUCACUAUUGCAAGAAGUAGAAGAGAAUUCAAUACAACAAUCGGUUCAAAACUGUGGUAAUCAACAACAAUUGAAUAAUAAUAAUAAUAACAACAAUAAUAAUAGUUUAAAACACAAUUUAACAUCUUCUACUUCAUCAUCAUCUUGUUCAUCAUCGUCAUCAACCACUUCUUCACCAACACUCAAUUCCAUUAAUAGUUCCACCGAUUCCGAUUCAAUACAACCAAGAAAGCGUUGUAGACAAAAUGAACCAUCGCCAAACCUGACCUCAACAUCAUCAUCAUCAACUACCACCACUACAACCACAACAACUACCACUACCACUUCCAACAGUAACAUUUCCACAAUAAUUGAUGAUAAACAACAACAAUCCUGUUUCAAAUCGUUUUCACCAACCAAUAAUUUAUUUUUUUCCUAUUUGGAUGAAGGCUUGACAACAUCAUUGCCAUCAAUGAAAUCCAAGGUCGACGAGAAUGCCGUAGAAGUGUUUUGUAAUGAUUUAACAAAAGAAGAUGAAAUCUUACCAUUCUUGGAAAACGAAGAUCAAUGUACAAAUACAAAUAAACAAAUAUCAGACAAUGAUAACAAUGUGAGUGAUCAAUCGGUCAUUGACAAUGAAAACAGCACUGGAUUAAGAGGAGAAUUGGUCCGUUCCAGUGUUGACAAUAAUGUAGAUAGUGUAGAUAAUUCAAAUAAUAUUUUAACUUCUUUGUUUUCACCUCAGUCCUACAGUAGUAGUAGUAAUGAGAGUUCAUCAAAUAUAUGUGUUCCUUUUAUUCAUAGUUUACCACAAGUCGAUCAUGAUCUAAGAAAAUCAAUAGAGAGAACUGUGCCUGAGGAAGAGAUAGAGGAGGAGGAGGAGGAAGAGGAACAAGAAUUCAACCCAUGGCUGUUCAUUAAGCAACUGUCGCAAAGCUCAAUUACACCUCCCAGUAAUCGUUGUAUGCUGCCUCCCAAAGACGAACAGACUCCAAAGAUCUCACUGGUGCUCGACCUCGAUGAAACAUUGGUACACUGCAGCACCGAGCCAAUCGACGAGCCAGACCUCACGUUUUUCGUAACCUUUAACAAUGUAGAAUACAAAGUAUUUGCAAAGAAGAGACCGUUCUUUGAGGAUUUCCUCUCAAAGGCAUCGUCAUUGUUUGAAUUAAUUAUAUUUACUGCUUCACAGGAAGUCUAUGCAAACAAACUGCUCAACAUGAUCGAUCCAAAUAAACAUAUAAAAUAUCGAUUAUAUAGAGAUUCUUGUGUUUGUGUCGAUGGCACCUAUUUGAAAGAUCUAUCGAUUCUUGGUAGAGAUCUCUCGCAGGUGGUCAUCGUAGACAACUCACCACAAUCGUUUGGAUUCCAAGUUGACAACGGUAUACCAAUCGAGAGCUGGUACGAAGACAAGAACGAUCAGGAGCUUAUGACUUUAAUUUCAUUUUUAGAAUCUUUGAAAGAAGCUGAAGAUGUCCGACCAUUUAUUAGAACUAAAUUUGGUCUUCAAGAACUAAUUGAUAAAGCAUAA